AUGAAGCACUAUAAUAAUCCAAUAGAACGAGCUCAUAUCGUCGAGUGUAAAACACAGUCAUGUCAAAACAGAGGACCUUGUAAAGAUCUGAUUAAUGAUUAUGAAUGUAAUUGCAUAAACGGGUUUGAUGGAACAAAUUGCUCAAAUUAUAUUGAUGACUGCUCACCGGAUCCCUGUCAAAACAACGGAACCUGUACAGACCUGGUCAACGACUACCACUGCGAUUGUGUUCCUGGAUUUAAUGGGACAAACUGUGAAAACGAUAUCGAUGACUGCCAAGCAGGACCUUGUCAAAACAAUGGAACCUGUACAGACCUGGUCAACGACUACCAAUGUGUUUGUAUUGCAGGAUUCAAUGGAACAAAUUGUGAAAACAAUAUUGACGAGUGUUCCCAAGGUCCCUGUCAAAACAACGGAUCUUGUACAGACCUGGUCAACGACUACUAUUGCGAUUGUGUUCCUGGAUUCAACGGAACAAAUUGUGAAAACAUGAUCAAUGAGUGCUUGCCAGGUAUUUGUCUAAACAACGGGACUUGUACAGACCUUGUGAAUGACUACCAGUGCGACUGCGUUUCUGGAUUUAAUGGAACAAAUUGUGAAAAUAAUAUCGUCGAGUGUAAAACACAGUCAUGUCAAAACAGAGGACCUUGUAAAGAUCUGAUUAAUGAUUAUGAAUGUAAUUGCAUAAACGGGUUUGAUGGAACAAAUUGCUCAAAUUAUAUUGAUGACUGCUCACCGGAUCCCUGUCAAAACAAUGGAACCUGUACAGACCUGGUCAACGACUACCACUGCAAUUGUGUUCCUGGAUUUAAUGGGACAAACUGUGAAAACGAUAUCGAUGACUGCCAAGCAGAACUUUGUCAAAACAAUGGAACCUGUACGGACCUGGUCAACGACUACCAAUGUGUUUGUAUUGCAGGAUUCAAUGGAACAAAUUGUGAAAACAUGAUCAAUGAGUGCUUGCCAGGUAUUUGUCUAAACAACGGGACUUGUACAGACCUUGUGAAUGACUACCAGUGCGACUGCGUUUCUGGAUUUAAUGGAACAAAUUGUGAAAAUAAUAUCGUCGAGUGUAAAACACAGUCAUGUCAAAACAGAGGACCUUGUAAAGAUCUGAUUAAUGAUUAUGAAUGUAAUUGCAUAAACGGGUUUGAUGGAACAAAUUGCUCAAAUUGUCAAGAAUGA
Molecule: messenger RNA, 1185 nt
Organism: Magallana angulata
Lineage: Eukaryota; Metazoa; Mollusca; Bivalvia; Ostreida; Ostreidae
Product: fibropellin-1-like
Exons: 11
Coding region: 1-1185 (394 amino acids)
Biological process (GO): Notch signaling pathway
Molecular function (GO): Notch binding; calcium ion binding
Source: RefSeq, a predicted model, not a curated record